AUGUUUGUGUACAAAGAUCACAUACCUGAUGCAAUUAGUAUGCAAAAGCUCGUUGAGGUCUUUUCCCGCAAUGUCGAUGAGUGGCAGGCUCUUUGCAUACUGCAAGCUGUUACAACAGACAACGAACUCGUCAAGUUCAUAUUCGAAAACAAUGCGCUAGAGAUAUCGAGGAGAGAAGCCAUUACGGCGGAAAUUGCUAGGCGAGGUGUCAUAUGGAAUGCUGAGUUGCGAUUCUCUCUUACGUUAAAUUUCAACUGGGCUCUACAUAGAAAUGAAAGUCACUUCCUCGCAGUCAACUAA
Pyrenophora tritici-repentis Pt-1C-BFP is the source of this 300-nucleotide messenger RNA. RefSeq lists its product as uncharacterized. The record is from RefSeq and is a predicted model, not a curated record. Lineage: Eukaryota; Fungi; Ascomycota; Dothideomycetes; Pleosporales; Pleosporaceae.